AGCAGCCGCGGGGAGACUCGCGCGUGUCUUCGCCUCCGCACUUGGACCUCCGGCGCACUCGGAGCUCACGCCCGUCCGAGCCGGUCUCAGCGCGUCUUUCCCGCGCUUUUUCAGUGCGCGAGUAAUUGGUCGUUGUGCGAUCGCUCGAUUGAUAUGUGCCGGGGUGCGCAGCUGUGAGAUCGGGAGUGCGACGAGGGAAUAUGUGGCCCCCCAGCAUGCGAUCGGCCAGUCGGAGGAGCAAGUGGGAUGCGACGGCGGGCUCUCUGCUCCUUGUUCUCGCCGUCGUUUCCGGCACGCUUGGCGAAAUCGACGUGACGAUAAAAAUACCGAUUGCCGUGGCCGAAAACUCGACAGUCAAGAUGACUUGCGAUUACGAUCUGCGCUCAAUGCCAUUGUAUUCGGUCAAGUGGUACAAGAGCAGGGAUGAGUUCUACAGGUUUAUCCCGAAAGAGAUGCCAUCCAAGUCCGUCUUUCCACUCCUCGCUGCAAAGGUCGACUUCAAUCGGAGCGACGAUCACAGCGUCGUCCUCAACAACGUGGAGACGAAUUUGGCUGGGAAGUACCGCUGCGAGGUCUCGACGGAAGGACCCACUUUCAUCACGAGAACCGAGUCCAGCUACAUGCACGUCGUCAAGCUGCCGAGGGGCAACGUCACGGCCCACGUGGAGAAGCCCAAAUACGCGCUCGGCGACACCGUCCGAGGAAACUGUACCGCACCGCCUGCCAAUCCGCCGGCCAACAUCACAUGGACCGUCAAUGGACAUCCGGUCAAUGCGAGCUACGUCAGAAACAUUCCCAUGAGAAAUGUGAACGACAAUCGAACGAUCGCUAUCGCCGGACUCGAAUUCGAGCUCAUCCCCGAUAGCUUCAGAAACGGCACGCUGCAGAUUAUCUGCCGCGCCAGCAUCUUCCAUCUUUAUAAAGAGCAAGCUAUUGUGGUCCUGGAGGAAGAACGCCCGAGACUCGCAUCCGUGCUUGGGACACGCGAGUCCUCUCACAGUGGUAGCAUAGCAAUUAGCCUGGAAGGAUGGUUUAUAGGGAUGAUGAUUGCCAAUAUAUUACUAGACAGUAUGAGAUAACAUCUAUAAGAAGAAAAAUUGAAAUAAAACCUGGAUAACUUCGAAUGAGUUUGAAAGGACAGAGUGAAGGAGAUGGAGAUAAAGAAAGAAAGAGAGAGAGAGAGAGAGAGAGAGAGAGAGAGAGAGAGUGCGAGGAAGGGGUAGAGGGCGGAGAAGAAAAAUGAGAAAAAACAGAGGAAGCGUGCAAUACGAAGUCAUUUGUAAAGUUUUUAAAUUUCUCGAGUUAAGAUCAUAAGAGAGGACGGAAUAUAAUAGAAUGAACGACUGUGAACUGUAAUGAUGAAGCGAGAAAGUGUUUCCGCGAUUCACUUAUCGAACGUAUGUUAUUUGUGUAAAUAGAAUACUAAUUUAGUGAAAAAUGUCUGUACGUAUAACGCGAGACGCGCAUGCAUUACGGCGCAAAUUUGUAAUCCAAAUAAUAUGUCAUUAUAUAAGUAGAUGAAAGAUGUUCCCUCAGAAUAUCAAAAAUAUCUCGUUUUGAGCGCAUGAAAGAUAUAUGCCCGAUGGAUAUUUUUUAUUCACCUGACAGCUUUCUUUGGUACCUGGCAGAAGUAAUCGCUGCCUACGCAAAGUACGUCCUAUCGAGCUCUUAAGACGAAAUGUUGUUAUUGUUUCCCAUGGAAUCUUGUUUAAAUGACUAACAAAUAAAACCUUUGUUACGUUCAC
Ceratosolen solmsi marchali is the source of this 1745-nucleotide messenger RNA. RefSeq lists its product as uncharacterized. NCBI's taxonomy places the organism in Eukaryota, Metazoa, Arthropoda, Insecta, Hymenoptera, Agaonidae. The record is from RefSeq and is a predicted model, not a curated record. The transcript has 6 exons. The coding region runs from base 201 to 1079 and encodes 292 amino acids.